CUCUCUGGAUUCGGAAGCAUCAAAGGGUCAAUAUUCAUCCACCUACUACGUGGCAGACAUUGGUUUAGGGCUCGGGGACUCAGUGGCCCUGUGUAUAGAUUUUGGGGUCAGAAAGACCAGGGUACCAGCCCUCCUUCCCCCACUUCCCAGGUGCAUCGUGACCUGGGACAGUGUAGUUAAGCUCUCUGACCUUCAGUUUCCUCAUCUACAAAACGGUCCCCAUAAAACACCCUAUCACAGGGAAGCCAUGUGAAUGACAUGAGAAUAUGAACUUAAUUACUCCAUAUACCACUUGCCCACGGUAAAUGGUCAGUUAACAUGAGCUUUUAUUUUUUUAUCACACCCAACAUUGGGAUUCUGGAGUCAGACUGCCCGAGUUCAGAGCCUGCUCUGUCACUCUGUGCUCUGUCACAACCACAGGCAAACAUCUUUACCUCUCUGUGACUCAGUUGCCUCAUCUGUAAAAUGGGAAUGGCACCAGUACCUGUGUUACAGGGUUGCUGUAGGAAUGAAGGCAGCUGACACAGGUAUGGCUUCUGGAAAAGGAUGUGAGGUUGGCUAUAGUGGCUGCUCUGUAAGUAUCACCUGUUGCUGGGACAUUUGGAAGCCAGCCUUCUGGGUGAGCAUAUUUGCACGGUUCAGUUUCAAACCUGGUGUUUCCCUGGAGUUUCAGGGGUAGACAUGGCAGGUCUCUGGUGGGGGAGGGACCCAAUACAUUGUGACUCUGGUUGAAAUGCUGCUCUAGUGUCACCAAGUGAGGGUGCCCUGGGACUUGCAGCUGGUGAUAUGGGCACCCAAAACCUGGAUUCUUUCCGCUUCACCUGCCCCUUGAUUCUCUCCCUGGGCAGCUCUGCCUGCCACAGUGAGAGGCUUAGAGAACUGAGGGGUUUCCUCCAGUGUGGGACAGCUUCAUAUACUAUAUUUAGACAGACAACCCAUAGAAAGGAAGAGUGGUUCCGAAAUCCAGGCUAGGCCACUCUAAUUUGGAGGCCAGGAUUUACUUCCCUUCCAGGCUCUGGACCCUACUGCCCCCCCACCCCAGGAUGCUCAAAAGCCAAGAUCCUUUCUCUCUGGAUUCCCUAUGUCCUGAGUUCAUUCAUUCAUUCAGUCAUCUGUUUACUCAACCAGUACUUACUGAGUGCCUACUGUAUGCCAGGAACUGUCCCCAGCAUCAGGAGACAACUGAGAACAAACAAACAAUUCCUGUUCCUUUGGGGCUGACAUUCUGCUUGGGGAGCCCAAUAAUAUGUAAAACAUAUAGUUAUUUCAGAUGAUGAAAAGUACCAUGGAGAAAAACAAGUAGAGAAGGGAAUACGAAGUGCUGGGUGCCACGAGAGUUUGCAUUUCUAAGUAGAGGGCCGGGGAAGGUCUCAUAAGAAGGCGACGUUUGAGCAGAGACCAGAGGGAAGGGGGAUUGGGGCCUCUGAGAUGGAGGGAAAGGGCUUUCCCGGCAGAGGUGACACCUGAUAAAAAGCCUUGAGAUGAGACAGGCUUGGAGUGAGGCGGAACGGGAAGGAGGCUGGUGUGGCUGGAGCCCAGUGAAGGGAGGCGGGUCCUACAGGGCCUUGAAGGCCACUCUCAGGACAUUGGCUUUUUUUCAGAGUGAAGUGGGAGCCUUGGAGGGCUCUGAGCAGAAUGAUGUGGUCUGACUUGGGCUAUCGUAGGAUUCCUCCAGCUGCUCUAGAGCAGUAGAUUAAGUUCAAAUGUAUCUGACACAGUCCUGGAAUGGGACGUGGAGAUACCGCCCUGGACCCUGACUCAGUCAUUUGUUCACUCAGUAGAAGCUUUAUUGAGCCCAUCUUGGGUGUCAGGGUGGGGCUGGAGCCCUGGAGGCACAGAGACAGUAAGUCUCCGUCCCCAUCCUGCUCAGUUCAAUAAGGUAAACAUCACUUAUUCAAUUACUUGGUGUGAGCAAAUGCAGGAGAGAGCAGAGUUGGUUGGAAGUGAAAAAUAUGACUUGGAAAGUUGAGGAAGACGUACAGGAAUUAGAGAUUCCCUCAAAGUAGCUUAACCAAAAAAAAAAAAAAAAAAAGGUGGGGUGUUAUUUAUUGGUCACUGAAAAGUCCACAGCUUCAGGCAUGGUUGGAUCUAGGGGCUCAGGCAGGGUUGUCAGGAAUCCCUCCCAAGGGGAGAUGGCCCCCACCUGCUCUAGGCAGGUAAACUACCAGCUCAGUACCCCAAGUAAGCAAACACCCUGGACUGGACUGGCUCUCACUGGCUCAGGUUCAGCCACGUGACGUUCACCACUGUCCAAGGCCGGGGAACCUGCUGGCUGAUCAGAUCUGGGUCAUGGACACACCUCUGGAGCUGGAUGGUGGGGGUGGAGUAGGGAGGUCAUCUCUACCCCCGAUCCGGAGGCAGAGUUGAAGACGGGACAGGGAAGGGCAGCUCCCCACAGAGCCGGCGAGACUCAUGCCAAAUAACAGACGUGUAUUAUCAGAGGCCCCCCGGGAUGAGGAUGAGUGGGCAUUUGGGAAACACGGGUGGAGCAGGAGAGGGAGAGGAGGCACAUGCGGAGGCAGAGCGGCAUGAAAAUCUACGGUGUGUGCAGGGAACCAGUGUUUGCAGGGUGUGUUGGAGAGGUGGGGACAGGGGUGGGGAGGAGAGGUGACCAAGGAGUUGGGCUGGGGCCACCAGCUCGUGAAGGGCCUGGGAGGUCAUGCUAAGGAGUUAGGACUUAAUGGAGCACGUGGUGGGAGCUUUGGAAAGCUUAAGGAAGAGAAUCCUCCUCCCCCAUCUUUCUAGCGGCCCUGACUCAUCUGAGGCUGUCCUUCACAGCUCCAUGGGUCAGUAGCACUUCACCAUGCUUUGUGACUUGGGAUUUUCCUGAGAACUUUAUUUCCCCUCCACAUCUGCCCCCUACGCUCCUGCUCUCUCUCACACCCCACCUAUCUCUGAUCGGCCCUUCUUGCUUGAAGUCAAUCCAGCAAAGCUCUUAAGUGCAUGGGUUUGGGAAUCAGAUGGGUCAACGUCUGAGUUCUGAUCCUGUUGCUUCCCAGCUGUGAGAACACCCUGAGCCUUCGUUUUCCCAUCUGUCAAAUGGGGAUAAUUGUAGCAGUACCACCUAGAGUUGUUACUAAGAUAAAUUGAGAGAAGGCACCUAAAGUCUUUGCGGGGAGGAAAUACUCCAUCAAUGACACUUGUUAUUAUUACAGUUUGAUCUCACUUUUAUUUUUGCUGUUCUGCUCUUACCACUGUGACCUGAACCUGUCCUGCUGCAUUUUCCAGCAGAACCCGUGGACAGUCAGCUUUGCCUGUGAGCCCUUUGGCUGGCUUCCCAUUCACCUCAAGAAGAGCCCAGGAAAUGGCAGGAAAAUUCUGUGUUUUCACUUGAUUGCCUCACAUGGCCUGGAAGAACCUUCCCUUCUGGCAGUAAACUCCAGAAACCGAGGGAGGUGGGGCAGAGGGAGGUGAAGAAGGGGCAGGACCUGGGCAGCAUAAUCUCCCCAGAGUAUUUACUGAUGGUCAUGAAAAGGAAGGGCAAGGCCAGCCAGGGAAUGGUAGGAGGCUAUUCCCUGGGGGGCAGAGGUGAUGGGGAGAAAGGUGAGCAGAAAGUGGGGAGUGAUUCCUCUACCCAUGAAACUCCUCCCCCCAGCACAAAAAUUGCCUAACAUAGAUGGAGCGAGGCAGAAGUAAGAGAACAGGGUGAAAUCUUAUUAUGCCAAGGUAUAAUAAUGGAGUGGUUAGGGGCAGGGAUUGUGGAGCCAGACCACCUGGCUUUGAAUCUAGACACAGCUACUCACUACUCUUGACCUUAGGCAAGUCUCUGAUGAUCAGUUUACUCAUUCAUAAAUAAUACAAAAGCCCACCUCAUAAAGUUGUGGUGAGAAUUAAAUGAGCUAUUACACUAAAAGUGCUCAAAGCAGUGCCUGGUCCAGAUCAAACACUGCAUAAAUCUGGCUAUAAUGUUAUGAAUGUUCUUGUCAGGUCCAGGUGGGGAUGGGUGAGACAGAUACAUCUGGAUUACUCCUGACGCUUCCAGAAAUAUUUGUUUAUGUAUGUGAAUUAAAAAUUAAGAGCAACCCGUUUAACUGCUCUGCCAAUAUGGUAGCUGCUGGCCACAUGUGGCUAUUUUCACACUUAAUUAAAAUUAAAUAUAAAUUAAAAACGCAGUUCCUUAAUCACAUUGGCCACAUUUUAUUUUACUUUUUUUAAACGUGGCUUCCAUCAUUCUUAAUAUAUUUCUUCAUUUACUUAAUCCAAGAAUACACAGAAAGUAGUUUUAUUUUUUUAAUAUUUAUUUAUUUGGUUGCACGGGUCUUAGUUGUAGCACACGGGCUCCUUAGUUGCGGCAGGUGGGCUCCUUAGUUGCAGCUCAGGGGCUCCUCAGUUGUGGCAGGCGAACUCUUAGUUGCAGCAUGUAUGGGGGAUCUAGUUCCCUGACCAGGGAUCGAACCCGGGCCCCUUGCAAUGGGAGCGUGGAGUCUUAAACACUGGACUGCCAGGGAAUUCCCUUCUCUGCCUUUUUUUUUUUUUAAACGACACCCAUCAUCACCUGAAAUUAUAUUAUAUAUUAAUUCAUUUAUCAUUUGCCUUUUUCUACUAGAAUGUCAGAUCUUUGAAAACACCAUUGUAUUGCCAGCCCCAAGAACACUGCCUGGUGUGUUGUAGAUGCCAGAUAAAUUUUGGAAUGAUUGGACGGAUGCAUGAAUGGAUGGGUGUGUGUGUGGGUAAAUAAGGGAUGGAAUACAAAGAUGGGUGGAUAGAUGGAUCAAAAAAUGGAUGGAUGUUUGGGUGAAUUAAGGGGAAGAUAAAUGGGCCAAUGAAUGGAUGAAAAUGUGGUGGAUGGAGUAGAUAGAUGGAUGGAGGAGUGAAUGAUGAAGGGCUGGGUGGAUAGAUUGAUUAGUAAAUAGAUGGGUGAAUGAAUGGAGUGGAUGGAUGAAGAAAGAAGUGGAUGGGUAGAUGGAUGGAUGGAUGAAUGGGUGAAGUAGAUGGACAGAAGGAAGGAUGGAGGGAGAAAUGGAUGAAGGAAGAAGUGGAUGAAUGGAUGGAUGGAUGCAUGCGUGGGUAUGUGGAUAAAUGGAUAAAUAGAUGGAUGGAUGGAAUGAAGGAAGGAGUGAACGCAUGGGUGGAUGCAUGCAUGCGUGGGUACGUGGAUAAAUGGGUGAAUGGAUGGAUUAGACAGUUGGAAGGAUGGACGGACAAAGCAAGAAGUGGUUGAAAGGAUGAUGGAUGGAUGGAUGAAUACAUGAAUAGAUGGAUGGAUGUAGUAGAAGGAUACAUGAAUGGAUGAGCGAAUAGAUGGAGAGAUGGAGGGGUGGACAGAGGGAGAGGAGGUUGGGUGGACGCUCUGGCAGGAAACAUUCUGGACUCUGUCCCUGUUACUUUUGUUUUCCAGGCCGACCCUCACUCUUCCUGGCACUGUGUGCCUCUGUGUCUUUGCUGGGCGGCCUGACCUUUGGCUAUGAACUGGCAGUCAUAUCGGGUGCCCUACUGCCACUUCAGCUUGACUUUGGGCUAAGCUGCUCGGAACAGGAGCUCCUGGUGGGCAGUCUGCUCCUGGGGGCUCUCCUUGCCUCCCUGGUAGGGGGCUUCCUCAUCGACCGCUAUGGCAGGAAGCAAGCCAUCCUCGGGAGCAACUUGGUGCUGUUGGCGGGCAGCCUGAGCCUGAGCCUGGCCAGCUCCCUGGCCUGGCUGGUCCUGGGCCGCUCAGUGGCUGGCUUUGCCAUCUCCCUCUCCUCCAUGGCCUGCUGUAUCUACGUGUCAGAGCUGGUUGGGCCACGGCAGCGGGGAGUGCUGGUGUCCCUCUACGAGGCAGGCAUCACCGUGGGCAUCCUGCUCUCCUAUGCACUCAACUACGCGCUGGCCGGUGCCCUCUGGGGCUGGAGGCAUAUGUUCGGCUGGGCCACUGCACCUGCUCUCCUGCAGUCCCUCAGCCUCCUCCUCCUCCCCCCUGGUACAGUUGAUGCUGCAGCCCACAGGGACCUCAUCCCCCUCCAGGGAGGCGAGGCCACGAAGCUGGGCCUGGGGAGGCCAAGAUACUCCUUCCUGGACCUCUUCAGGACCAGGGAUAACAUGAGAGGCCGGACCAUGGUGGGGCUGGGGCUGGUGCUUUGCCAGCAGCUAACAGGGCAGCCCAACGUGCUGUGCUACGCCUCCACCAUCUUCCAUUCAGUCGGCUUCCGUGGGGCCUCCUCGGCUGUGCUGGCCUCCGUGGGGCUUGGCGCCGUGAAGGUGGCAGCCACCCUGACCGCCAUGGGGCUGGUGGACCGAGUGGGCCGCAGGGCCCUGUUAAUCGCUGGCUGUGCGCUCAUGGCCCUGUCGGUCAGUGGCAUAGGCCUUGUCAGCUUUGCUGUGCCCAUGGACUCAGGCCCAAGUUGCCUGGCCGUGCCCAAUGCCACUCGGCUGUCAGGCUUCCCUGGAGACUCUGGCCUGCCCAGUGGCUUGGCUCCGCCUCUGCGGCCAAUGACCAACCAGAGCCCAGGGCGGCCAGUCUUGUCAACCUCUGAGAAAACCAAGCCUCAUCCGAGAGCUGGGGACCCCACUGCCCUUCCUCUGCCAGCCUUAAGCAUCAUGCCCGCUGCACGCCCUUCUCCUGCCCCUGAGCAUGCCCUGCUGCACUGGACCGCACUGGUCUGCAUGAUGCUGUUUGUGAGCGCCUUCUCCUUUAGCUUUGGACCAGUGACCUGGCUUGUCCUCAGCGAGGUUUACCCCGUGGAGAUCCGAGGGCGAGCCUUUGCCUUCUGCAACAGCUUCAACUGGGCCGCCAACCUCUUCAUCAGCCUCUCCUUCCUCGACCUCAUUGGUGCCAUUGGCUUGUCCUGGACCUUCCUGCUCUACGGGCUGACUGCUGUCUUCGGCCUGGGCUUCAUCUAUUUAUUUGUCCCUGAAACAAAAGGCCAGUCGUUGACAGAGAUAGACCAGCAAUUCCAGAAGAGACGGUUCGCCCUGAGCUUUGGCCACAGGCAGAGCUCGGCUGGCAUCCAUUACAGCCGAAUUGAGGUCUCUGCGGCCUGCUGAGGAGUCCAUCUGGAAAAUGCUGGAACCAUGGCUUUAGCAGACAGCCUUCAGCUUCCUGCUUGCCUGGGUGCCAGAGCACAAGUUCCAGGUGGUCCUUCAAGAGGCACCCCUGCUCUGGAAGAGGUCUGUUUUGCUGGGGCAAAAGGGAUGAAAAUCUGAGAACUCAGAAGUCUUCAGGUGGAGUCUCAGGCUCUGAGGGUUCCUGAGGCUCUGCCUUCCUGCCUCAGUUUCCCCACUGACUCUGCGCAUCUCUGCAGUAAUGAACUUAUGAUGAGAACAUCUUAUGGAGACUUCGUUGCUCUAUGGGCUUUCUCAAAGGAUCUCGAGGGUACCACCCUGGCAGGAAGUCUCUCCUGGAAUCACCCCUAAAUCCAGCUGAGGAUACCAUAUUCUCUGCUCUCUUUUUCCAUCUGGUUGGGACUUUCUGGGGAGGGGGAAGCCUGCUUUUUGGCUCUCAGAUCUCGUUUUGUUCAACCCCUCUAAUUCUCUUACCUGGAAUAUUUGUCAUUCACCAGCAACUCAGAUGGUUGGUAGGAGCUCUAGUCCUGAGUUCAAGGCCUGAGGCUGCUGGUGUUCUUGCUGUCGGACUGGGGAUCUCAGCUUUCCCUGUAUGUGCAAUGGGAGCUCUGACCCAGGGGGUUCUUAAAAUCUCUUCUGAUGCCAAUGAGCUGGAAUUCUAAGUGCCGGCAAUACCACAGAUAUUCAGCAUGGGUCCUGCUCUCAAGUUGCUAGUCAUCUCUUUCAGGGACAUAGGUUUUAAUUAGGGGAACGGUGAACAGAAUUCCAGAGUUGUGUGCACUAAAAUCCAAGGACCGUCCUAGUGCAGGUCACGAGCUCCAGGAGCUGUUUCCAGGAUGGCGCUGGCGGACUCUGCAGAAAGGAGGUGGGUCGGAAGCUAACAAACCUGGUUGUCGGUGUGGCCUCCACCUCUCGGCAGCUAGUGUCCCUGGAUAAGUAACAACUCCCUGAAGCCUCAGUUUCCACAUCUACAGAAUGGGGAUGACUAUGCCCCCAGGGGUGUAUUUAACCUCUGUCUCCCAUCAGGAGGGUCUUCAUUUGGUCCCAUUCAGCUGGUCAGGAUGGACGGGAUUUCUGCUCACCCUCAAUACCCAGGUCCCCACCUUUGGGACGUUGUAAAGGGCCACCCACCGCCCCCAAGGGGUGAGUCAGACGGAGACUGAGCAAGUAGCUCCUCUCCCACAGGACUCUGGCCUCCCCCGAGUCCUUGUCUCUCAUUUCUAGCUACUUCCCUUAGAUCCAGUGGUGUGUUGGAGCUGGCUUGUGCUGGCUUGCGAGAGCUGAUUGUUAAAUUUUCAGGAGUUUUGCAAGCUCGUUGUUAAACACAGCUGCUAAAAAAUUAAAUUAUUUAAAUUUAUACUUAAAUAAAUUAUAGUAAAACCGAGGUAAUACAUACUAAAAACUCAUCACUUCCUUAUUUUACUCCAUUUUGCUCUCGUCUGUGCUCUUAAGGUAAUUUACACCGAUUGCCUCGCACGAGGAACGUGGGGUAAGGGCACUGCCCAUCCCUUGCCGGGUCUGCCUUCAGUGACCCACGGGGAGUGUAUUUGCACCGCAGGGACUGGGGAACACCACAGACCAGGGCUUGAUUUGUCGUUUUGUUGAUUGUCCAGUCUUAAGAAUGUGAUGGAUACAAUGUUAAUAAUGUAAAUUAAACUUAACAGUGUGUUCUGCCUGUAGUUGAUACAUUGUGAACGGCACAAAAAUGGAGGGGAUUAUUAUCCAGUGCAGCCAACAGGUGACUCAUGUCACUGGUGAAGGAGUUUGGACACAAGUCUUUGUUGUUUUACUUUCGUCUUAUUCAUUAACAGGAACAAACAUUUCAACUAGCAUUCAUGUCAGAACUGCAUUCGUGCUUCAGUGACGUCAGCAACUUCUUUGCUGAGUCAUAUUGUUGUGAAGCAUUUCUUCGUGGUCUAAUUUUGUUAAAUCGUGGCUAAAUUGCAGUGACAGUUGCCUUUGGAAUCAAGAGGUUGGCAGAAAAAUCAACAAAAACAUUUCUGUGAGAAUUAAUUGGCUAGAUGGCAUUUACAAUAAAGACUAUUUACAAUAAAGUAUUAUUAUUUGUAAA
Orcinus orca (killer whale) is the source of this 9049-nucleotide messenger RNA. It is a transcript of the gene SLC2A10, whose product is annotated as solute carrier family 2 member 10. The transcript is spliced from 4 exons. The record is from RefSeq and is a predicted model, not a curated record. Gene Ontology annotation, molecular function: transmembrane transporter activity. Bases 5242 to 6960 code for a protein of 572 amino acids. Lineage: Eukaryota; Metazoa; Chordata; Mammalia; Artiodactyla; Delphinidae. Gene Ontology annotation, cellular component: membrane. Gene Ontology annotation, biological process: transmembrane transport.